Siniperca chuatsi (mandarin fish) is the source of this 1828-nucleotide messenger RNA. It is a transcript of the gene mat2al, whose product is annotated as methionine adenosyltransferase II, alpha-like. NCBI's taxonomy places the organism in Eukaryota, Metazoa, Chordata, Actinopteri, Centrarchiformes, Sinipercidae. The record is from RefSeq and is a predicted model, not a curated record. Gene Ontology annotation, molecular function: ATP binding; methionine adenosyltransferase activity. The transcript is spliced from 9 exons. Bases 335 to 1504 code for a protein of 389 amino acids. Gene Ontology annotation, biological process: S-adenosylmethionine biosynthetic process. Gene Ontology annotation, cellular component: cytosol; methionine adenosyltransferase complex.
UCUUGAGGCUGUCCUGGCUGCUGCCUGAAGGACUUACACUUAGAAAUUCCUCCUUUGCUACUCGGCAAUUUACAGAAAGCCCACCGAAAAGGACACUAGUGCUUAAAGUUGUAGUUUCGUACGGAUAUUUCCUCUUCCUGUUUGAAGUUGUUGAGCUGCCUGCCGUCUAAAUGCUUCUUAGCUCAACCUUCAGAGUUAAUUAUUGCUUCUUAUAAUCAGAACAUCAGAGGCUGCCUCCACCCGUAUUGCGACGUCGCUCCGCCACGUUUAGCCGGUUUUUAGUUCCGUUAAAUUCAACUCUCGUGCACCGACCGACCGACCGACCGAGCUGAAGAUGAACCCCAGCGGAGCCCGCAGCGGGAAGACGUUCCUGUUCACGUCCGAGUCCGUUGGAGAAGGACACUCCGACAAAAUGUGUGAUCAGAUCAGUGAUGCUGUACUCGAUGCAUUCCUGAGUCAAGACCCUGACUCUAAAGUGGCCUGUGAAUGUGUGGCGAAGACGGGCAUGAUUUUACUGGUUGGAGAAGUGACAUCUAAGGCCAAAGUGGAUCUCCAGUCAGUGGUCCGAAAUACUGUUAAGAAGAUUGGCUAUGAUGCCUCUUCAAAAGGUUUUGACUAUAAGACCUGCAAUGUGCUGUUAGCGCUGGAGCCGCAGUGUGUGGAGAUAUCAGACUGUGUGUUUGAAGGCAGGGAUCAGGAGGACAUCGGUGCCGGGGACCAGGGUUUGAUGUUUGGCUACGCCACAGAUGAGACCGAGGAGUGUAUGCCCUUAACCAUCCUUUUGGCUCACAAACUCAUCUACAGGAUGAAGGAGCUGUCACGCAACGGAGAGUGUCCUUGGAUACUACCAGACUCCAAAUCACAAGUCACAGUGGAGUACAGAGACAACAUGGGAGCCAUGGAGCCACUGCGUGUUCACACUGUGGUCAUCUCAGUACAGCACAGCCCGGACAUCACCCUGGAGGAGAUCAGACGCAACCUGAUGGAGAAGGUGGUGAAGGUCAUCAUUCCUGCCAGGUACUUGGAUGACAAGACCAUCUACCAUCUACUGCCAAGUGGGAAAUUCCUCGUAGGUGGCCCACAGAGUGAUGCAGGACUCACAGGGCGUAAAAUCAUAGUGGACACAUAUGGAGGAUGGGGUGGGCACGGAGGCGGGGCUUUCUCUGGAAAAGACUACUCCAAAGUGGAUCGGUCCGGAGCUUAUGCGGCACGCUGGGUCGCCAAGUCUUUGGUCAAAGCCGGACUGUGCAGGAGGGCCCUCGUUCAGAUCUCCUAUGCCAUCGGUGUGAGCCAGCCCCUCUCCAUCUCCGUGUUUCACUACGGCACGUCGAACAGGGAUGAAGACGAGCUGCUGCAAAUAGUGCAGAAGAACUUUGACCUGAGGCCUGGGGUCAUUGUGAAAGAGCUGAGUUUGAAGCGGCCAAUUUACCAGGCAACCGCCUGCUACGGUCACUUUGGCAGAGAGGAGUUCCCCUGGGAAAAACCAAAGUCUCUGGUGUUUUGAGUUUGGGGGUCGAUCACAUUUCCAGUUAUAAAACAAUCAAGAGUCUAAUUUGAGUCACAGAAUCCACCUAAAAACUGCGUAACUGAAAACAUAAAUGUCUUUUUUCUGUCAUCUCUUAAUUUCUGACCUUUGCUGAAGAAUGCAUUUUGAUAAUUUUGUAUGAGAAACUGUAGUUAUUGUUUAAGAAUAAUUAUGCAAUAAAUGUAAAAUGUUUAGCAUAUCCUGGAUUAACUGUCAGACGCUGUCAAAUUUAUGAAAAUCAUGAAUUUUGGUAAAAUGUAAUGAAUAAUGUUUGGUGAUUAAAAAGCUGCAUAAAAAAACUCA